AGCAGAGAUAAUGAGACUAUGCUGUGGAAGUUUCUUUUAAUUCUCCAUGCGGGUUCCCUUAUUUCCUGUUCUCCAUUGUGCAGCUCAACAGAAAGGACGGGCUGGGAAAGACCAUCACAUAUACACCUACUGCCUUUUGUUGAUGAGAAGACACACUAAACAUAAACAAGGUGAUCCACAAAGGCUGGCUCACCAUCAACAUCAGCUUCAUGAAGGGAGGAUCCAAGGAGUACUGGUUCGUCCUGACAGCUGAGUCUCUGUCCUGGUACAAGGAUGAAGAGGUGAAGGACUUCAUCCACUCUAAGCUGCUGGCCAAACUGUACUCUUCAGGAGACCAGAACAGUCUGAUGGAGGAGUCGGCCGAUCAGGCUCAGAGAAAGGACGAGAUGCUUCGCCUCUCCAGGCUCUUCUCCACCUGCUCAAGGAGCCGAAGACCUCCUGGUGCUCCCACCCGGCCCACCAUAAUUCGCCCUGCUGAGCCCUCCCUUCUAGACUAGACCUACACUACAUUUACACACACACACACACACACAAAUUUCCUUAUUAGCUUGUGUGUGUGUAGGCCGAGGGAGAUGACUGAGCUCCAGUAGACACCUUCUCCAUGGACCCUCAGCUGGAGAGGCAGGUGACAACAACCCGUAACCUGGUGGACUCCUACAUCAGCAUCGUCAAGAAGACCAUCAGAGACCUGAUGCCCAAGACCAUCAUGCACAUCAUGAUAAACAGUCUGCUGGCCUACCUGUACUCUUCAGGAGACCAGAAAAGUCUAAUGGAGGAGUCGGCCGAUCAGGCUCAGAGAAGGGACGAGAUGCUUUGCGUGUACCAUGCCCUGAAGGAGGCGCUCACCAUCAUCGGUGACAUCAGCACCACCACCAUCUCCGUGCCUGUCCCUCCGCCUGUUAAUGACACCUGGGUCCAGGAAGACAGUGAAGGCCGGCCACCACAGCCCCGCCCCCUUACAGACCUCCAGCGGUGAGAGGUCCCACUCUGGGGCUGACCCCUCUAAACCCCUGCCCUGCUUUUGGUGCUCUGCCCAUCCCAUCCAGACCGGGACAGCCCAUGAACGCCUUCAGGAACAGCAGCCAGGACCCAUUCAGUGCACCACCUCAAGUGCCUUCUCGCAUGCAUCCCUCCCGUGGUGCCCAGCUACUAUCAUGGAUAAUGAACUACCUGAAAUCCAAGUGAUGAACCUGGAACGACCUGAAACCUGAGAGACGCCACUGAAGAAGUGUGGAGUUUGGUUCAUGAUUUUCUGUCAUUUCUUUGAGAGAUUUGCAUUCAAUGGAAUAAAAGGUAAUGAAAGAGCUCAAAUAUCCAGUGGUUUAUACGAAGCCAUGUUAUUUGUUGGACAGUAACAAGUAAGUUUAACUUAAUGUAUCUGUACUUUUUCCUUUUUCUCACGUCUAUUCAUUUGGUUCCCUGAUAAUGUCCACUGUUAAAAAUCACUAUACAAAAAAUAUAAUAGAAAAUGUAAAAGUAAAAUGAAAGUAAUUAAUACUUUUCCCCUUUUUCCAGCAAUAAUAUUUAGAGUAGCAUUUAUUUGUCACAUUUACAGUACAGUGAAAUUCUUUUCUUCACAUACUGUAUCCCAACUUGUUCAGAGCACAGAGUCAGCCAUCAUAUUAUCACCCCUGGAGCACAGAGGGUUAAGGGCCUUGCUCAAGGGCCCAAGAGUGGCUGUUUGGCAAUACCAGGGCUUGGAGCCACAGCCUUCCCAUGAGUAACUCAGAGCCUUCACCACUGAGCAACAUCUUUCCAGUAAUAUCUAAGCAGUUUGUUUGAACAUUUUUACUUAAAUACAAGAAUGUGACCACCACUUCAACCGCCACUUCAUCCAGCGCAGUAUUUCAAGUUCAAGUUUAUUUUAUAGUGCUUUUUACAAUGGACAUUCCCUCAAAGCAACUUUACAGAACUUAAGAAUUAAUGACAAUGAUGUGUGUUUCUUCCCUGAUGAGCAGGAAAAACUCCCUUAGAUGGUUUGAGGAAGAAACCUUGAGAGGAACCAGACUCAAUAGAGGAACCAGACUCAAUAGGGGAACCCACCCUCAUCCUCGUUUCACAUUUAUGUUGUGCACAUUCCAUCAAAUAUUUUGGGCAAAGUUAACAUUGUUGUUUUCUUUUUUAUAAAGUGGUGCUCCUACUGUUCUUCUUAAAUUACUUCCACUGGAACUCAAAUAUGUCCACAACAGUGUACCACACAUUUUCUGCCUUCUUCUUCGUUACUCCCAUAGUCGGAGAAAGUCCCAUUUAACUUGAUAAGUGUUAAACUCAGAUGUUUAUCUGCUCUAUUCAUAGCACCAUCAUUACUUUGAUGACCUGCUUGUUCGUGGGUCAUGUGCUACUGCUUCUGGGUGCAUUUCCACAUAUAGGGGGCAGCAGUGUACACAUUGGUCUGUCCAUGCUUGGCCUCAUCCUCAUCACUUUUGGGACUGGAGGAAUCAAGCCUUGUUUAACAGCGUUUGUUGGCGACCAAUUUGAGGAAGAGCAUCAGAAGGAGAGAAAACGCUACUUGUUAUUUAUCUUUGUGUUUGGGAAACUUGCCAGUUUGUGUUCGACCUUCAUCACACCAUUUAUCAGAGAAUACGUUCAGUGUUUUGGAGGUGACUGCUACGCACUGGCAUUUGGAGUUGCUGCAGCAUUGAUGGUCGUAGCUUUGGGGCUUUUCAUUGGUGGCACUAAAUUAUAUAUAAGGUUACCACAAGAAGAAAAUGAUUUAAAGAACAUCUGCAAGUGUACUGGGAGAGAUUCCAAUCAGAAGGUAAAACAUCUGCGCUGGAUACUUCUUCUUUUCUUCCCACUACCCAUGUUCUGGGCCGUCUUUGAACAGAAGGGAUCAUGGUGGACUCUGCAGGCCUCUCAGAUGAACAGGCAUUUUGGUGAAGGCUUUGUAUUAAAUCCUGAAUACAUGCAGCUACUGAAUGCUAUAUUGGUUCUGCUAUUCAUUUUUAUUCUCAAGAUGGGAAAAAAAUGCUUCCCCCGGCGUUGUCAGAUCAAGCCUCUAUGGAAGCUGUUUGUGGGAUUAAUAUUCGCUGUUUUGGCUUCUAUCGCUGUAGCUGUAGUGGAAAUCCUUGUCAUUAAAUCAGUUAUGGAACCUGCACAUGACAAGGAAUGUCUGCUACAAGUCCUUAACCUUGUUAAAGUAGAGCCCGUGUCUGUAGAGUUGACAGGACACAAUAUUUUUCCUGACCGAUUCCAGUCAUUUAAGGAUCCGGUGGAAUACACUCGACUUCCACUCGGCGAUGCCCAUCGAGUCUUGCCAGUCAGUGUCUCUCAAUCUGGAGUGACUCACCAGUGCAAACUUAAUGCCAGUGAGAGCACUGCCUAUAGCCUGAUCUUGUUCGGAAAGGACAGUGUUAUCAAAUGUAAACUGGAGGAGGACCAUAUCAUCAAAUUGGAGAAUGGAGAAGCCUUCAUCAGAUUCAUUAAUUCCCAUGCAAAGAAUAUCACCAUUACUUUAGAAAGUACAAAUCUCUUUGCAGCGGGCAAUUAUGGAAUUUCUGAAACUGUAAAAGUUAAAGGAGGAAAAUAUGUGGAAGUGACCAUCAGCCUAGAAACGACAACAGAUUAUGUUGGACUGGGGCUUCUCGACUUUGGUGCCACAUAUACAUUUAUUAUUGACGGGGAUGCAGAAAAAGUAGUACUGCAUAAGAUGGAGGAGGUUCAUGCCAGCAGAAUACACGUUGCCUGGCAGGUCCGCAGUACAUUUUCAUCUCUGCAGGGGAGGUCCUGUUCUCCAUCGCUGGAACAGAAUUCUCUUAUUCACGCCCCAGAUGGUAUGAAGUCACUGGUGCAAGCACUUUGGCUCCUAAAUACAGCUGUUGGAAAUUUCAUUGUGCUGGGCACAGAAAAUAUCAAUUGGACCUGGAAGAUGGGAAAGUUUGUGUUCAUUGCUGCAGUGACGUCUGUAGCCUGCCUCGUCUUCUUUUUCAUCGCCAAAUAUUGUCCCAAUCCGAAUGAGGUUUCUUCAAAAUGCUGCUCUUCGAUGCUUGAAACUUGCCGCAGAUGUCCUUCGACGUGCUGUACGAUGAGGACAACUCGAAGUAGGACGGCUUCCACAAGUGGGAGUCGAAACCAGAUCCAGCUAGACAGCAUGGAAAUUGCGCCGCCCUCAAAUUAGUCACCGCCUUUUGAUCGGGCAGCCAAGGCGGGAUCAGAUAAUAGCUGAAAAUAGACUUUCACAAUUUGAGUUUCUUUUUUUAAACCAUGAUUCGAAACAAGAUGCGUUUUGGGAAUUGAGAACUUUUUGGAUGUUUUUUUAUUAUGUUAUCUUUUUUUUAUGGUGUUAUGCUGACAAAUGUUCAUUUUUGAUGGAAAAAACAAGUUGAUUUAUAAAAAAUGUAAAAAUAAAGGCAAUGAUGUUCUGUUAGGGUUUCAGUAGUUCCUGACAUCAGCUUGGUGUCGCUGGAACUCUCACACUUUUCUGUGAACUUUGACCUUUUUUCUGCUGCUGCUGAGGGGGUGACGUUACACUAAAUCACCUUGAAGUUGUCUAUUUUAACUUUUGUCCACUUGUUAAAAUAUGUUAAUUGUUGUUAUAGAAAUGUUCAACAAAAACAAUUAAAAAAACUCACACUGUUGAGGACUGUGGACGGUGUGAGGUUUUUUUAUUGUUUGUGUUUAAAUAUGUAAAUAAUAAAAUUUUGCUUACUUUAA
This is a messenger RNA of Silurus meridionalis, 4653 nucleotides long. RefSeq names its product solute carrier family 15 member 2-like. Gene Ontology annotation, biological process: transmembrane transport. Bases 2273 to 4117 code for a protein of 614 amino acids. Gene Ontology annotation, molecular function: dipeptide transmembrane transporter activity. Gene Ontology annotation, cellular component: membrane. Lineage: Eukaryota; Metazoa; Chordata; Actinopteri; Siluriformes; Siluridae. The record is from RefSeq and is a predicted model, not a curated record. The transcript has 28 exons.